ACUGCGUUCUCCUGACCCAACAACAACAAUCCUCAUUAGACAGGCUCUAAGGGGACCCCAUUGCUCUCCCUAUACUAUCACGUCAUGCCUGCCUACCACUCCAUCUUCCUCGAGGACCGGGAUGUCCCCGUAAUAGGCAACUUCCCCGUCCUCCCCCUCCGCACCCGCACUCGCGGCCCCGCAUACACUCUCCCUCCGCUACCGCCUAACGCCGACACCGAAGUGCCCCCCGACAGCGAGUCCUACGACUGCGUGGACGAGAUCCUGUCGCUCUUCCGCGCCAAUGUUCUCUUCCGCAACUUCGAGAUCAAUGGCCCCGCGGACCGCAUGCUCAUCUAUGGAACGCUGUUCAUCACGGAGUGCUUGGGAAAGGUGAAGCCGGCGAUGACCGCUCGCGAUGCGGAGAAGGCUCUGAUCAAUGUCGCGCUCGAUCACUUUGCUAUUCCCGGUGACGUGGCCUUCCCUUUGAACCAGGCUUUCGAGGCUCCCCGCGAUCGUCAGGAUGCCGAAACACUUAGACAGUAUUUGUCUCAGGUGCGACAGGAGAUCGCUAUUCGGCUGCACGCUAGAUUAUACCCCGGCGGUGUUGGUCCCUCGAAGUGGUGGCUCAGCUUCACCAAGAGAAAGUUCAUGGGGAAGAGCUUCUAGGAUAGAUGUAUUGCUUUGAUUUUACCUUAGCCCUCUGGGUCAGCGUGUGACGAAACCCUCCAGGAUGGCUGCCGAAGUUCUGUCACUUUACUCUUGUGUAUAUUUGAAUAUGAGCGUUGUGAAAGCGGAAAUCAACGUGG
This is a messenger RNA of Aspergillus homomorphus CBS 101889, 788 nucleotides long. Its product is annotated as actin-related protein 2/3 complex subunit 3. Gene Ontology annotation, molecular function: actin filament binding. The transcript is spliced from 6 exons. Gene Ontology annotation, cellular component: Arp2/3 protein complex; cytoskeleton. The coding region runs from base 85 to 648 and encodes 187 amino acids. Gene Ontology annotation, biological process: Arp2/3 complex-mediated actin nucleation; regulation of actin filament polymerization. The record is from RefSeq and is a predicted model, not a curated record. NCBI's taxonomy places the organism in Eukaryota, Fungi, Ascomycota, Eurotiomycetes, Eurotiales, Aspergillaceae.